This is a messenger RNA of Manduca sexta (tobacco hornworm), 2901 nucleotides long. RefSeq names its product beta-hexosaminidase subunit beta. Gene Ontology annotation, cellular component: membrane. The record is from RefSeq and is a predicted model, not a curated record. Gene Ontology annotation, biological process: carbohydrate metabolic process; ganglioside catabolic process; glycosaminoglycan metabolic process. Gene Ontology annotation, molecular function: beta-N-acetylhexosaminidase activity. NCBI's taxonomy places the organism in Eukaryota, Metazoa, Arthropoda, Insecta, Lepidoptera, Sphingidae. Bases 166 to 1890 code for a protein of 574 amino acids. The transcript is spliced from 10 exons.
GAGUUAGUAGUGAGUAACCUUACAAUUCAUAUUUCGUAACACUACAGUUUUUACCUCGCGACAGCGUGCCCGUGUUUUUGUACUGGCGGGUAAUAUUAUUAUCGUCCGAUAUCGACAUAAAUAGUGUAUUAUAAUGAUUAUUGUUUCUCUAGCGAUUGAAUUGUCAUGUGUGAAGCGUGCUCAGGGGCAGUACUGAAAAAACGUUUCGCGCGUUUACUCGCGUUAACGAAGACCUGGUGGUGCAUAAUAUUAAUUGUGAUAUGUGUUUUAGUGAUGGCUGUUUUGUUAUAUUUUUUAUUUUUCCAAUCGUCCUCGAGUGAUGGCUAUGUAAUUAAACCGGGGCCCCUGUACCCCCCUACAGAGGGAUAUGUAUGGCCACAACCCCAAUAUGAAAAUAAGCAAUUGGAUUAUUUUACAUUUAAUCCAGCACAGUUUAAUGUAACAGUAACAAAUCACACUUGCGACAUCCUUAAAAAUGCCUUGGAGCGUUACUACAACAUCUGGAAGAAAAUGCACUCCACAGCUAAAGAAAACAAUAAGUGGGCCAAGCGAAAGAAAAGGCCCAAAGGCGACACGUACCAAGGCGAUGCCACGCAGCUGAGCGUGGUCCUGGAGGGAGAGUGCGAGGAGUACCCUCAUUUCGACAUGGAUGAAAGCUACGACCUCAAGGUUAACAAGAAGUCGUCUCUGGAAAGUGCAUCGAUUUGGGGAAUUCUGAGAGGAUUGGAGAGUUUCACUCAGUUGCUUUAUUUUGGCAAUUAUUAUACGGAAAUUCAUAUAAACGCCACGAAAAUAUCUGACUACCCAGACUACAAGCAUCGUGGUCUACUCAUAGACACAGGACGACAUUAUCUGUCCUUGGAUAACAUUCUGAAGACCAUAGACGCCUUGUCUAUGAACAAGAUGAACGUGCUGCAUUGGCACAUAGUGGAUGAUCAGAGCUUCCCUUAUCAAAGCACUAGAUUCCCUGAUUUAAGCGAUAAAGGUGCGUUCCAUCCGUCGCUGGUGUACACGCCGGCCGACGUCGCGCAGGUGAUCGGCUACGCGGCGGCGCGCGGCGUGCGAGUGGUGCCCGAAAUAGACGUGCCUAGUCACACGCGCUCGUGGGGUAUCGCUUACCCUCAGGUCUUGGCGAAGUGCUACAAAAAGAAUACAGAGAUAGGCCUGGGGCCGCUGAACCCCAUCAGCAGCACCACGUACAAACUACUGCGGGAACUCUUCGAGGAGGUGCAGGGAGUGUUUCCCGACAGCUACUUCCACAUCGGUGGAGAUGAAGUCAGCUUAGGGUGCUGGGAAUCCAACCCAAAUAUCAAGAAAUAUAUGAACAAACAUCACAUGACUAUUACCCAGUUGCAUUCAAAGUUUAUGUUGAAAGCGCUUAAUAUUUUGAGGAAUGAUACCAGGGCCAUAGUGUGGCAAGAAGUGUUCGACAACGGAGUACCUCUAUCGAAUGAUACACUUAUACAAGUGUGGAACUACAACUGGGUCCGUGAAAUGGUGAAGAUUCUCUCUGCCGGCCACCGCGUAGUAUUUUCGUCAUCGUGGUACUUGGACUAUAAGAACUUCCACUGGAAUGAUUAUUUUAAGGACGACCCUCGGCUAAUGGUGUAUCAGAAGGACCCCACCCUAGACCUUGACAAGAUCGUGGGCGGCGAGGUUUGCCUGUGGGGCGAGACAGCCGAUGAUACUGAUGUCAUUAUGAAAGUGUGGCCGCGAACUAGUGCUGUAGCAGAGCGGCUGUGGACGGGCCUCGACUACAUGAACCCGCCUAAAGAAUUCGUGACCACGAUGGACCGGCGGCGAAUAGAAGAGCACGUGUGCCGCAUGCGACGGCGAGGCAUCGCAGCGCAACCUCCAAACGGGCCCGGCUUCUGUAUAGGUGCUGCGUAACAAACCCGUUUGAAACAUAGAAGUGAAAGUGCAGUGCGCAGUGUGCACUCGGCCCAGCAAGAUUAGGGAGGCGGCAAAAAUCGGUUAUAUUGUAGUUGCUUUAUCGAUUCAAAAUGUCUAGUCUAUGGCCUAAUUCAAAACGUCACGAAAAACGUUUUCCGUGUAUUCGUAAUUCAAAGAGCAUUAUCUGAGCAUUAUAUACAUUUACGAGUAACGUGAUACUACUGUCGUAAUUUGUCUUUGGGAAAUUAAUUAUUUAGUACAAACCUUGAACGCUGAGUUGUUGCAAUGGAGUAUACAAUGCAAUAGGAAAUGCAAUGUUGACAGUGAUAGGAAUAGAAAAUAACUUUAUAUUUUCUAUCUCUUUAUCGUAUCCGCCUACAUAAUGUGUCGGCUUCAGACUUAUUAUAAUAGGCUUUGAGCAAAGUUUAUUUUGACAUUUCUGUCAAUCUAAAUGAUCAUGAGCUUGAUCAGGACCCAAAAAUCAAUUCGCUGAUAGCGAGCCAAAGUCAUAUUAUAUUGUGCAUGAGUUCAAAAAAAUAAGGCAAAAUGUAUUAAAGGUAAAUGUAAAAACUUAUUUCCUCCAUAAAUAUGUAAACAAAGAGCGAAAUGGAUAUUGCUUAUCUUUGUUAUCUUAAAUGCCUCUAGAACCAAAGCUCAAAUUAUAACCAUCUAUUUUGAAGUUUUACGCUGUUUUAUAAUAAGAAUAUUUUUAUAAAAUGUUUCAAUUUGGAGCUUUAGCUAUAGCAAUAAAGAUACCUAAUUAAUUGGUCAUACCAGCUAUACUCAACUAGCGGCCCGCUGAGUUUUUGCAAGUGGUCCACUUGCCACGUUGCUAUAUUGUCUUGAUGGCGCACUUAAAAAAGGUUGAUUGCAGUUGGGUGAUACCAAAGCUAAUUUUAAUGUUAAUGUCUUGUGAUAUUAUAAAUGUUACGGCUUAAAAACGAGCUCUUAAAUGUAUCUAUUAAAUUAAUUUUUAUUAUGACUUAUAAUAAAAUAAUGCCACCACAA